AUGACUGUCAACCUCCUCCGUCGGCUCAAGAAAAAAUUUCAAACUAAAAAAUGGUGCAGAAGAGACGUCACAGGACUAAACGUGCUCAUCAAUUUGUUUAAAGUAAUUGGUUUAUUUCCAUGUGCCAUUGACACAUCAGUCUCCCUAAAAUUUUUCCCUUCUCGACUCUGUGUCUUCCACCACGUCGCGUUGAUCGUAAUCCUCGGUUACUUCAAUUUCUUCGUGGGAAUUCCGGCAAUAAUACGAAGCAAAAGGACCUCUGGUGCGUUGAAUCUGGGGAAUAUCUUGGAGCUGAUCUACGUUGGAACCUCCACAGCAAUCGUUAUUCUCAUCUGGAUCGUCUACAUUCUGUUCCGUUCCAAAUUAACGGGUUUUGGAAACCGAGUGGUGGGGACUGACGCAAUUACACGUCGAUUCGGAGAUAAUUAUCAAUUGGAAUCUGUCAAGACCCAGUGGAUAGUCUUCGGAAUAAUAUAUUUAAUAAUAUUCAACUUCUUUUUGUUCAGUGAUAUUUUUUUUCGUAAUCAAGUCACGUCACAGGUACUACCCUCCAUCAUCCUGCUUCUAUUUGUAAUACAGUACACCUUAAUUGUGCAAAUUAUGAGGCGACGUGUGAGGGCUUUGAACAAAAUGAUUCUACGGAACGAUCGGAACCCCGGAAAUGACGAGAUCUUCAGGACUUUCGAGUCCUGGAGAGAAGCGCAAGACCAGAUUUAUGAAGCUGGUGUCGUAAUCGCCGAUUUUUACUCAUUUCCGAUUCUGUUCGUUAUGGGGCUCGCUGUUUACGGUGUUGUUUACAAUAGUUAUUAUUUAUUGAAGCACUGGAAUCGCGACGAUUAUCAGGUUCGAACGUAUUUUCGUCUCCUGGACGACGCGGUGUGGAUCGCUCAUUUUUUAAUUCCGAUUGUUCUUCUGGUGGUUGAAAUUGAUGAUCUCCUCCACGAGGUCAAGGAAAAAGCUGUUGUGUGUCGCAAAUUGUUGGUGAGAUAUCAAGAACAUCAAGAGCUUCGAUGUCAGAUUAAAAAGUAUCUGUACGAACUGCUGCACGAAAAUAUCAACUUCACCGCGUUUGGAUUUUUUUUGCUGAACAGAACUGUUCUGCAUUCGAUGUUUGCAACGACGGUAACAUAUCUCGUCCUCAUACUGUACUAUCUCAAUCCUCGUUGA
This is a messenger RNA of Diachasmimorpha longicaudata, 1167 nucleotides long. RefSeq names its product gustatory receptor 68a-like. Gene Ontology annotation, cellular component: dendrite; membrane; axon. Gene Ontology annotation, biological process: male courtship behavior; chemosensory behavior; sensory perception of taste. The record is from RefSeq and is a predicted model, not a curated record. Bases 1 to 1167 code for a protein of 388 amino acids. The transcript is spliced from 4 exons. NCBI's taxonomy places the organism in Eukaryota, Metazoa, Arthropoda, Insecta, Hymenoptera, Braconidae.